Molecule: messenger RNA, 1860 nt
Organism: Ceraceosorus guamensis
Lineage: Eukaryota; Fungi; Basidiomycota; Exobasidiomycetes; Ceraceosorales; Ceraceosoraceae
Product: FAD-binding domain-containing protein
Exons: 4
Coding region: 217-1743 (508 amino acids)
Molecular function (GO): FAD binding
Source: RefSeq, a predicted model, not a curated record
CUACGACACUACGACUGCGCCAUCCCCCCAUUGCCAAGUAACAUCCGCGUCUUGAAGAGCGACUCAAAGUUAAAAGGUGACUUUGAUCGAUGAAUCGAUGUGGCGAUCGUACGAAUCUCCCUUUGCGUUGUCGUUGAAGCGCCUCUCCGCAUCUCUCCUUCCGCACUCGCCAAACAUUCCCACCCCACCCCUGUUCACCCGUUGCAAGUCGUCCCCAUGAUGAAGUCCCCUGUGCGCGCGGUGCUGUCCGCCACCCUCGCCCUCAUUGCUGCCUUUUUGCUCAACACUAUCCUCGCUGACGCUCGCUCCUCCUACGAGUUUAGACGAGCGGAUGCCGCCACAAAAAAGGCGUGCAACGCCUUGCGAUCGCAAUUGCCCUUUGGAAGAGUGACCAAUCAAGGCUUGGGUCCGGAUUACCUCGUCUCUGUGCAAACGUACUACUCUCAAUUGCAAGCGAAGCGCUUCCCUGCUUGCGUCGCAUACCCUCAGAAUGCCCAGGAAGUUUCGACCGUCGUCAAGGCCAUCAAGGCCAACAACCUUCAGUUCGCAGUCAAGGCCGGCGGUCACCAAUUCAACAAUUGGUCCAGCAGCGACGGUGGCGUGCUCAUCGAUCUGCAACGCUUGACCGCCAAGAGAUUCGACGAUGAGAGCAAGCAAGUGGCCUACUUUGAGCCUGGCAACCGUUGGCGAGACGUCUACGCCUACUUUGUGCCCCAGGGCGUGACCCCAGUCGGUGGUCGAAUUGGAGGUGUAGGCUCCGGUUUAGCGCUCGGUGGAGGUCUCUCCUACUUGUCCGCUGAGCAUGGUCUGGCCUGCGACACCUUUACCGCCCUCGACGUCGUUCUUGCCGACGGUAGCAUCGUCAAGGCGACAGCGGAUAACGAGUACAAGGAUCUUUUCAAAUCCCUCAAGGGCGGUGGAAACAGGUUCGGCAUCGUCACGGGCUACCACACCAAGUUGGUUCCUGUCGGUAAGGUCUACUCUGGCAUCGUCAUCUACACUCAAGAUCAGUGGGAGAAGGUCAUCAAGGCCACAUCCGACUUUGUCUCUACCAACACUGACAAAAAAGCAGCCAUCAUCACCACCGUCGACUCGUUCGGCAUUCUUCCCGAUCCCACCACCAAACUCAACUCCUUCAUCAUCCUCUUCAAUGUCUACAACGGUGCUGACCCAGGAACCACGUUCGAUGCUUUCACCAACAUCCCGCAUGUUCUAGACACGCGCAGCACGGGCGACUACAUCAAAGCAGCCGAGAUGGUUGACAUCGGAACCAUUUCUCAAGGUGGCUUCUAUUCCAACGUCGUGCCGCUGAAAGUGGGCUCGGAUCGAGAGCAGACGUUGGUCAACAAUUUCAAGGUCUGGUCCAAGGAACACAUUGGUCAAUACAUCCUUGCCACCGUCGACUAUCAGCCCAUUGCAAAGAGCAUCACCGAUGCUAGCCGCGCCGCUGGCGGCAACGCUCUUGGUGGCCCUGAAGGUCCAUACAUCUUCGUCAACAUGCUGCUCGCUUUCGAUCCCAAUCUCGCAGCCGACAAGCAGGAAGCUCUUCGAGCGAGCUGGGACAAGCUCACCAACAGCAUCCCUCACGACGAGGACAUUCCCAAAUUCCUAAACGAUGCCGGUUUCCGUCAAAACAUUUUGCAAUCCUACGAGCAAUACCCCUUGAUGCAGGCCACUAGCAGAAAGUACGAUCCCACUGGUCUUUUCGUCAAGAACCAGCCUGGACCAAACUUCUCCACGUAGACUGUUAAAACCAGAAAUGUCGCUUCUUUCCGGAACCUCAACUGCCUCACAUGCUGUGCUCUGUAUCAUUCCACGUACCCUGAACUCACUACGGUAUUGCAUGCAUGUCAUACCCUC